AUGUCCACCGACAGCGACAAACCAACCUACCUCUACAAACUCGUCCCCUCGACCUCCCCGGUACCAGAGCUAUCCGCCCUACCCGAAGCUCUGCCACUCAGCGACCUCGACGCCAAAUCCGGCUUCAUCCACCUCUCCACCGCGCAUCAGGUCGGGGGCACGCUCAAGCACUUCUUCGCGGAGGACCCACACGUGUGGGUGCUCAAGAUCGCGUUCGCGAAGGUGGAGGAUAAGAUACGGUGGGAGAGCCCUGAUGCGAAGGUAUGCGGCCCGCGACCCGGGGAGGGCCUGUUCCCGCACCUGUAUAACGGGCCGAAGUUGGGAAAGGCAGAAAUCGAGGACGUGGCGCGCUGGGAAAGAGGAAACGGAUGGGACGAGGCGCUGGAGAAGGCCAAUAACUGGCUCGUGUACUGA
Molecule: messenger RNA, 414 nt
Organism: Schizophyllum commune H4-8
Lineage: Eukaryota; Fungi; Basidiomycota; Agaricomycetes; Agaricales; Schizophyllaceae
Exons: 2
Coding region: 1-414 (137 amino acids)
Source: RefSeq, a predicted model, not a curated record